This is a messenger RNA of Chlorocebus sabaeus (green monkey), 7977 nucleotides long. The record is from RefSeq and is a predicted model, not a curated record. NCBI's taxonomy places the organism in Eukaryota, Metazoa, Chordata, Mammalia, Primates, Cercopithecidae.
GGCGAAGGUAGAUCGGCGGGGCCGCGAGCGGAGGGAGGGAGGCCCGCGGCAGCGCGGCGGCAGCGAAGGCCAGCUUCCGCGGAGUUUGUGCCCGGGCUUCCCGGGCUCCGACCGCCUCACGCGCACAAAUGGGGCUAGGGGACUGAGUGGUAAGCAACUCCGAGUGUUAGACGGUGAUCGAGCGGCGAUUCCGGGAAAAGCGAGGAAAGACACCGUCUGCGAUUAUGCCGCACCCCCCACCCACCUUUUAGCAUCUGGAUUCUGCUCUCAUAGUGGGGGCCGCGGACCCUCCCCGCCACAGUCUUUUUACUCUCCAGCACUCCCACCUCCUUUCCCCUUCUUCAGCCAUCUGACUCUCCUAGGGGGUCGGCGUGAGGAAGGACGGCUAGCCUUGGAGGGAAAGUAGCCACCAGUCCAACUCGGGUCACCCCCACCAUUAUUUCGGGGGAGUGGCCACAGCAGGUCCUAUCUGGUGGUGAGUGGCUGUCAUGAUCUCUACAGCACCGCUCUACAGCAGCGUGCACAACUGGACCAGUUCUGACCGGAUUCGCAUGUGUGGCAUCAACGAGGAGAGUCACUUCCAGCAGUGGAGCCCUCCCACUUCUGCCAGCCUAACUGCCUUUUAAAGGGAACAAGCCUUUCCCCCUCGGUUAGCCCCUUCUGGAUCCCUGAAAAGAUGGGGAGAGGCCCGUGGUGAUCCCCCUUGCCUUUUUUGCUUCUCUUGCCCCAGAAGAGCACCUCUUUCUGAUGAGGAGUCAACGACAGGCGACUGCCAGCACUUUGGAUCUCAGGAGUUUUGUGUCAGCAGCAGUUUUUCCAAGGUGGAGCUCACGGCAGUUGGAAGUGGCAGCAAUGCCCGGGGGGCAGACCCAGAUGGCAGUGCUACAGAAAAACUUGGGCACAAGUCAGAAGACAAGCCUGACGAUCCCCAGCCAAAAAUGGACUAUGCUGGGAACGUGGCAGAGGCCGAGGGCCUCUUGGUGCCCCUGAGCAGCCCAGGAGACGGGCUCAAGCUUCCUUCAUCUGACAGCACCGAGGCCAGCAACAGCAGGGCCGACUGCUCCUGGACUCCACUCAACACCCAAAUGAGCAAACAGGUUGACUGCUCGCCUGCUGGAGUAAAGGCUUUGGACUCUCGGCAAGGUGUUGGAGAGAAGAAUACUUUCAUUUUGGCAACUCUGGGAACCGGAGUCCCUGUGGAGGGGACCCUGCCUCUGGUUACCACUAACUUUAGUCCUCUGCCAGCCCCUAUCUGUCCCCCUGCUCCCGGUUCAGCCUCUGUCCCCCCCUCUGUUCCAGAUGCAUUCCAGGUUCCCCUCUCCGUCCCUGCCCCAGUCCCCCAUUCAGGGCUUGUUCCAGUCCAAGUUGCCACUUCAGUUCCAGCUCCUUCCCCUCCCUUAGCACCUGUCCCGGCUCUGGCUCCGGCGCCACCGUCGGUGCCCACGCUCAUCUCUGACUCGAACCCCCUUUCCGUUUCGGCCUCGGUCUUGGUGCCUGUGCCAGCUUCUGCUCCCCCUUCGGGCCCGGUCCCCCUGUCGGCUUCAGCUCCUACCCCGCUUUCAGUCCCAGUUUCAGCUCCUCCCUUGGCUCUCAUCCAGGCUCCUGUGCCCCCUUCAGCUCCAACCUUGGUUCUCGCUCCCGUCCCCACUCCAGUUCUGGCUCCCAUGCCGGCAUCCACACCUCCAGCUGCCCCUGCCCCUCCGUCUGUGCCCAUGCCCACUCCAACCCCGUCUUCCGGCCCACCUUCUACCCCCACCCUCAUCCCCGCCUUUGCUCCCACGCCGGUGCCUGCACCCACCCCAGCCCCCAUCUUUACUCCAGCCCCCACACCCAUGCCUGCUGCCACGCCAGCUGCCAUUCCCACCUCUGCACCCAUCCCGGCCUCCUUCAGUUUGAGUCGAGUGUGCUUUCCUGCAGCUCAGGCACCAGCUAUGCAAAAAGUACCCCUGUCCUUUCAGCCAGGGACAGUGCUGACCCCGAGCCAGCCGCUGGUAUAUAUCCCACCUCCAAGCUGUGGGCAGCCGCUCAGUGUGGCCACACUGCCAACCACUCUAGGGGUCUCCUCCACUCUUACGCUCCCCGUCCUGCCAUCCUACCUGCAGGACAGGUGUCUCCCAGGCGUGCUAGCCUCCCCAGAGCUCCGUUCUUACCCGUACGCAUUUUCUGUGGCCCGGCCUCUGACUUCGGAUUCCAAGCUGGUGUCUCUGGAGGUGAACAGGCUCCCUUGCACUUCCCCAUCUGGUAGCACCACCACCCAGCCUGCACCCGACGGAGUCCCUGGGCCUUUGGCAGAUACGUCCCUCGUCACUGCUUCUGCCAAGGUGCUUCCAACUCCACAGCCUCUGCUGCCAGCCCCCAGUGGGAGCUCAGCCCCACCACACCCCUCCAAGAUGCCCACUGGCACCGAGCAGCAAACAGAAGGGACUUCCGUUACCUUCUCUCCUCUUAAGUCACCGCCACAGCUGGAACGAGAGAUGGCCUCUCCACCUGAGUGCAGCGAGAUGCCCCUUGAUCUGUCCUCCAAGUCCAACCGCCAGAAGCUUCCAUUGCCGAACCAGCGCAAGACACCCCCCAUGCCUGUGUUGACCCCCGUGCACACCAGCAGCAAGGCCCUCCUCUCCACAGUCCUGUCUAGGUCUCAGCGCACGACCCAGGCUGCCGGCAGCAACGUCACCUCCUGCCUGGGCUCCACUUCCUCACCCUUUGUUAUAUUUCCUGAGAUCGUGAGGAAUGGGGACCCGAGCACCUGGGUGAAGAACUCAACCGCGCUGAUUAGCACCAUUCCUGGCACCUACGUGGGAGUGGCCAACCCAGUGCCUGCAUCCCUGCUGCUGAACAAAGACCCCAACCUGGGCCUCAACCGUGACCCCCGCCAUCUCCCCAAGCAGGAGCCCAUCUCCAUCAUUGAUCAAGGAGAGCCGAAGGGCGCUGGUGCCACAUGUGGCAAAAAGGGCAGCCAGGCUGGUGCUGAGGGACAGCCAAGCACAGUGAAACGAUACACCCCAACCCGCAUUGCCCCUGGGCUGCCAGGGUGCCAAACCAAGGAACUCUCUUUGUGGAAACCCACAGGGCCAGCAAAUAUUUAUCCCCGGUGUUCAGUCAAUGGGAAACCUACCAGCACCCAGGUCCUGCCUGUUGGCUGGUCCCCAUACCACCAGGCGUCUCUGCUUUCCAUUGGCAUUUCCAGUGCUGGGCAGCUGACCCCCAGUCAGGGGGCGCCCAUCAGGCCCACCAACGUUGUUUCGGAGUUUUCUGGUGUGCCAUCUCUCAGCUCCAGCGAAGCCGUGCACGGACUUCCCGAGGGGCAGCCACGGCCUGGGGGCUCCUUUGUUCCAGAGCAGGACACUGUUACAAAGAACAAAACUUGCCGGAUUGCUGCCAAGCCUUACGAAGAACAAGUCAAUCCUGUCCUCUUGACCCUCAGCCCUCAGACUGGGACCCUGGCACUGUCUGUUCAGCCUAGUGGUGGGGACAUUCGAAUGAAUCAGGGGCCUGAGGAAUCAGAGAGCCACCUCUGCUCUGACAGCACUCCUAAGAUGGAAGGCCCCCAGGGGGCUUGUGGCCUGAAGCUGGCAGGAGACACGAAGCCUAAGAACCAAGUGCUGGCCACCUACAUGUCCCAUGAGCUGGUCCUGGCCACCCCCCAGAACCUGCCUAAGAUGCCUGAGCUGCCUUUGCUACCUCACGACAGCCACCCCAAGGAACUUACCUUGGACGUGGUUCCGAGCAGCAGGAGGGGCUCCAGCACCGAGCGCCCACAGCUUGGAAGCCAGGUGGAUCUGGGGCGAGUGAAAAUGGAGAAGGUGGAUGGUGAUGUGGUCUUCAAUUUAGCCACCUGCUUCCGGGCUGAUGGCCUCCCAGCGGCUCCCCAAAGGGGCCAAGCUGAAGUUCGGGGUAAGACCGGGCAGGCGCGAGUGAAACAGGAAAGUGUAGGGGUCUUUGCUUGCAAGAACAAGUGGCAGCCAGAUGAUGUGACGGAAUCUCUGCCGCCCAAGAAGAUGAAGUGCGGCAAAGAGAAGGACGGCGAAGAGCAGCAGCUGCAGCCCCAAGCCAAGGCCAUGGUCCGGAGUUCCCACAGACCCAAGUGCCGGAAGCUGCCCAGUGACCCCCAGGAAUCCACCAAGAAAAGCCCCAGGGGGGCUUCAGAUUCAGGAAAAGAGCACAAUGGAGUCAGGGGAAAGCACAAGCACCGGAAGCCGACAAAGCCGGAGUCCCAGUCUCCAGGAAAACGAGCCGAAGGCCACGAGGAAGGUUCCUUGGAAAAGAAAGCAAAGAGCAGUUUCCGUGACUUUAUUCCUGUGGUUCUGAGCACCCGCACGCGCAGUCAGUCUGGAAGCAUCUGUAGCUCCUUUGCUGGCAUGGCAGACAGUGACAUGGGAAGCCAGGAAGUCUUCCCCACAGAAGAAGAAGAAGAGGUAACCCCCACCCCAGCUAAGCGUCGAAAGGUGAGAAAGACCCAACGGGACACCCAGUAUCGCAGCCACCAUGCCCAGGACAAGUCUCUGCUGAGCCAGGGUCGAAGGCACCUGUGGCGAGCCCGAGAAAUGCCCUGGAGGACAGAGGCUGCCCGGCAAAUGUGGGACACCAAUGAGGAGGAGGAGGAAGAGGAGGAGGAGGGCCUGCUGAAGAGGAAGAAACGAAGACGGCAGAAGAGCCGAAAAUAUCAGACUGGGGAGUACCUGACGGAGCAAGAAGAUGAGCAGCGGCGGAAAGGGAGAGCAGAUUUAAAGGCCCGUAAGCAGAAGACUUCCUCCUCCCAAAGUUUGGAGCACCGCCUCAGGAACAGGAACCUUCUCUUGCCCAACAAAGCCCAGGGGAUCUCGGAUUCACCAAAUGGUUUCCUCCCAAAUAACCUGGAGGAGCCAGCCUGCCUUGAAAAUUCAGAAAAACCAUCAGGAAAACGAAAGUGCAAGACCAAGCACAUGGCAACCGUCUCAGAAGAGGUAAAGGGCAAAGGUCGCUGGAGCCAGCAGAAGACACGAUCUCCCAAAUCUCCCACCCCAGUGAAACCCACAGAACCAUGUACACCCUCUAAGUCCCGAAGUGCCAGCUCAGAGGAGGCCUCGGAGUCACCUACAGCCCGGCAGAUCCCCCCAGAGGCACGUCGGCUCAUAGUGAACAAAAAUGCUGGUGAGACCCUCCUGCAGAGGGCGGCACGUCUUGGCUAUAAGGAUGUUGUUCUCUACUGCCUCCAGAAAGACAGUGAGGACGUGAAUCACCGUGACAAUGCUGGCUACACAGCCCUGCAUGAGGCUUGUUCCCGGGGUUGGACCGACAUCCUGAACAUCCUGCUGGAGCACGGGGCCAACGUGAACUGCAGCGCGCAGGACGGCACGAGGCCAGUUCAUGAUGCGGUGGUCAACGACAACCUGGAGACCAUCUGGCUCCUACUGUCCUAUGGGGCUGAUCCCACACUGGCUACCUACUCGGGUCAGACAGCCAUGAAGCUGGCCAGCAGCGACACCAUGAAGCGCUUUCUCAGUGAUCACCUCUCGGAUCUUCAGGGCCGGGCAGAGGGUGAUCCCGGUGUAUCCUGGGAUUUUUACAGCAGUUCUGUGUUGGAGGAAAAAGACGGGUUUGCCUGUGACCUCCUACAUAAUCCUCCUGGGAGCUCUGAUCAAGAAGGAGACGAUCCAAUGGAGGAGGAUGAUUUCAUGUUCGAACUCUCAGACAAGCCUCUUCUCCCUUGCUACAACCUCCAAGUGUCAGUGUCCCGUGGGCCCUGCAACUGGUUCCUCUUUUCUGAUGUCUUGAAGAGGCUGAAGCUUUCCUCGAGGAUCUUUCAGGCCCGGUUCCCGCACUUUGAAAUCACCACCAUGCCCAAGGCUGAGUUCUACAGGCAGGUGGCCUCCAGUCAGCUGCUGACCCCUGCUGAGAGGCCUGGAGGCUUGGACGACAGAUCCCCCCCAGGCUCCUCUGAGACUGUGGAGCUGGUGCGGUACGAGCCAGACCUACUUCGGCUCCUAGGGUCCGAGGUGGAAUUCCAGUCUUGCAACAGUUGACCGGGAAAACAGCUCCUCCUCUUCUUCUUUCUCCUUCCGAGUUCGCCCUUCCCCCACCUCAUUGUCUUUCCCCCACCGAGCACCAGACUGCAGAAUGAGGCAAUAAUAUGGACCAACAAGAAGCCGCCUUAUCAAUGCCAGCAUUAGCGACUGGACUGUUUUUGUUUUUUUGGUUACAAUUAGUUCUCAUCUCCCUGUCCUCGUCGUCAUUGUUAUCGUGGUUGGUGAUGGGGGUGGAAAGUUGAACUCCACGUCUGAGGACAAGAGGUCCCGGGGGUGGUGGGAGGUGGCGCUGGGGUCUUUUGGACUGGCCUCCUUGUUUAUGACCAAGACCAAACCUGGGCCCUGGGUGGCCUUGGCCUGUCCCGAGGAGAAAUGAGAAAAUCCCAGAUCUUUGAGCGCCCCCCAACUCCAUUCCCCUGUGUUCUUCUGUCUCCUGUAGUAUUUAUUUUAUUAGUAUUUAAUUUGUAUUGUUUCAUUGGUUUCUGAUAAGUCUGUAUCACUGUGACGAUUUGAGACAACUUGUUGUAUUGAGGGACUUUCUGUACCUCCUCUUCUUUUUCUUUGUUGAUGAGCUCUGACAAAGCUAUUCCCAGGUGUUUUUUUCCCCCACUGGGGAGGGGGUGGGGAGGAAUGGGGUGGGGGGACAUGGACUUGUGACUAACGAAGCUGGCUGCUGCUGGCCCAGGGCUGGGGGCUUGGGGGUAAAUCCUGAGGCUUUGGUGCUCCCCCACCCGCCCCCUCCCGCCUUUUGCAGCAGCCCUGCUAUCUUGAGAUUAGUGUUGACGGGGAGGGGAGAAUUGUGAGGUGCGGGGUUAAUAAAUUACUCUAAUAAAGGAGCGUGGAGAAGGGAUCUGAGGGGUGAGGGUGCCCCCUCCUCAUGCCUUCUUCACUGCCCCCCCUCAGAGUGCACAAUACGAGUUUGUUCCUGCCUCCACUCCCCCACCCCGUUCUGGCCUCCCUGUCUCAAGAUACUGAGCCUCUCACCUCCCAGCCCUUAUCACCCCCAUCCCUGCCCCUUUUCAGACUCAUAGCACCCGUUUCCUUCCUCUCCUCCUUCCUCCUCCCUCAGCCCCCCAUUCUCCUUGGGAAUCUGCAGAGGGCUCUGGGACUGACUGCCAGAUGUGAAAUCCAGGUGUCAGCUGUUUCCUAGGCAAGGGCAGGAAAGUGGUCUCCAGCCCUUGUUCCACUCCUGCCUGGGGGCCUGGGGCUGAGUGGUGGCCCCGCCUGGCCUCCCCCGGCCUCCUGGCCUCCUCCUGGCCUCCGGGCCUCCAGCGCUGGGUUUGUCGAGUGACAGAGAGAGGGAGGAGCUUGGGUUGCUUCCCUGUCCCCACCCCCUCUGUGGCGUUGUCCCUCCCACUCUUCUUAUUUUUCUACCAAUUGCUAUUUUUCCGAACAAUCCUUGUAGAGUAUGUACCAUCCAAAGGCAGGAGGGCCUCGCCGUGGCCGGCUCUGGUUGGAGAUGGUACAGUUUUAUUGUACAGGUGCUAAAACAACAACAACAAAAAAAGAAAAUGGAAAAAAAAAAAAAGAUUAAAAAAAAAAAGGAAAAAAAAAGCCAGUUUGAGGAUGGGACAAUCUGUUCUCUAGAGGCUCCUGAGCCAUGCGGGAGCAUUGGUGGUUAUUUUCUUUGUAUUGUGUUUGUUCUUUGUUCCUGGGGGAGAAGUUCUCAGCCCCUUCUAUAGGACUGCUCCCCACCCCCACCGUACUGCCCAGUUGGUUUUGAACAGUUGUUUUCCCUUUUUAAGAAAAAAAAUACAUAUAUAUAUACAUACAUAUAUAUAUAUAUAUAUAUAAAGUUGAGGGGUUUUGGACUUUAAUUUGUUGGUUUUGUUGGGGUUCCUGGUAUUGUGUAGUUUAUUUCAUGUUCUGUUUGCCUUUCCUUUUUUCGCAUUUGGGUGUAUAUUCUGGCUGCCCUUUAUGUUUCAUUUUAAGCAACUGGCUGUGGAGUCAAAAACACUUGCAUACUGAAAAU